AUGAAUUCGUCAGAAAUGUUUGUCGAUGUUGAAAUGGCUACUAAUAGUGGUGAUGGUGAAAGUAAAAUGUCUGAAAAAGAUUUAAAAAUACUUCAAGCUCAAUUAUCAGCAUAUCAAUUAGAUAAGGAUUUACUUCAACGUGAAAUUGAGAGAUUACAAGAGAAGUCAUUAAAUGCAGAAUUACAAUAUAAACAAAUUAUUUCUACUUGUUGUAAGAUUGAUCUUGAUAAAGUGGAUGAUCUUGUGGAAACGAUAUUAGAAUUUGAUAAUGAUCUUGAGGAUGAGUUUAGUUUAGGAAGAAUAGGAGAAAUAUUAGGUAGAUUGGAUAAGGAGGCUGUGCAAUUGUAA
Entrophospora sp. SA101 is the source of this 348-nucleotide messenger RNA. Lineage: Eukaryota; Fungi; Glomeromycota; Glomeromycetes; Entrophosporales; Entrophosporaceae. The record is from the annotation of a GenBank genome assembly.